UUGAUCAAUUUGUAUUUUUCACAAAUAUUGCCAUUUAAUUAUAUUCCUAACCUCAUUUUAAUAACUAAGAGAUCCAUAACUCGUAUUCUUAAUCCCAAGCCAAUAAAAAGUCAUAAACUGGCAGCCAGGAGGUCUAAUCAGUCCAGGUAAAGGUUGGUGUGUCCCGGUCCUGUCAGCAGACCAACAACAGGUACAGCUGAGAGAGGACGACACAGACAAUGACAGCGCUGGGCAGUGUUGUGAUUCAGGCGGUCUUGUUACUGACGGGGCUGGUCGUCGUUCAGGGAGAAACCAAAGCUGUCUCUAAAGACGAACCCAGGUUCUCAGAAUGGUCAGGUGAUGUGAGAGAAGACACCCAGGUGGGCUGUGUGUUUGGGGGGAGCUGUGUGCUGCCUUGCCGCUUCCAGCCAAACAGUGAUACCAUCCUCCACUGGGUCAAGAGGAAUGGGAAGAACGUUCAGGUCCACUCCUACUACGAUGACCAGGACCAACUGGGACACCAGGACCCUCUCUACAAGGGAAGGACCUCCCUGUUCCAUGACCAGAUCUCAGGGGGCGACGCAUCCCUUGGUCUGGCCAGGGUGAACCUCCAGGACCAGGGCAGGUACCUGUGUUACGCCAGCACUUCACAGUACAACCAGGAGACCUUCGUCACCCUGACAGUGAGAGCGGGAUCAUUUAGCACACCUUGGUUACAAUUAGGAUUCUAUUUUUAUGUUAUACUUUUAAUCAUCAUCAGCAUCAUCCUCAUCUUUUUACGUAUAAAAAGAAGGGUUUCUUUUGAAUUUUUUGUAUCAUUUUCUUUAAUAUUUGUGCUUGUAAAUUACUUCACAUUAUAUUUUAUUUCGUUCUUUGUGUCAUUUUCUCUUUUAUUUUUAAUUAAUUAAUUGAAAACGUUUGUGUGGUUAUUUCUGGGUCAUUCAUUAGUGAUGUGAUGGGUAGUUUUAUCUGUAUUAUAAUGUAAUAAUCAACCACUUUUAUAUAUUUUAGUUUACUAUAUACUGUAUAUUCAUGUUAAUGAUGUAUUUUGGUUUGUCUUUGUCUUCACUGCCUCACUGUGGGAGGUCUAAAAUGAGCGUGCUUCACCUCAAACACACGAUGCCUCUGGUGCUGCACAGAUGUGUUAUGUUGUACCCAUUAAGUUAAAGGUGAC
Molecule: messenger RNA, 1153 nt
Organism: Gadus chalcogrammus (walleye pollock)
Lineage: Eukaryota; Metazoa; Chordata; Actinopteri; Gadiformes; Gadidae
Product: V-set domain-containing T-cell activation inhibitor 1-like
Exons: 4
Coding region: 219-887 (222 amino acids)
Biological process (GO): negative regulation of T cell proliferation; cellular response to lipopolysaccharide; T cell costimulation
Cellular component (GO): external side of plasma membrane
Source: RefSeq, a predicted model, not a curated record